Perkinsus marinus ATCC 50983 is the source of this 1140-nucleotide messenger RNA. RefSeq lists its product as hypothetical. Lineage: Eukaryota; Perkinsozoa; Perkinsida; Perkinsidae. The transcript has a single exon. The coding region runs from base 1 to 1140 and encodes 379 amino acids. Gene Ontology annotation, biological process: DNA recombination; DNA integration. The record is from RefSeq and is a predicted model, not a curated record. Gene Ontology annotation, molecular function: DNA binding.
AUGGUGAGCAUUGAUCCUGCUGUCGAAGCCGAGUUCCGCCGAGGUCGAGACAUUUGGUCGACAGCUCGUGAGCCUGUUGCACAGUGCAGUGUACACGCAAUGUUCGGCGAGGUGCCAGGGUUACGUUCGCAGUGCGUAGCCGGGGAUAUCCCAGGCACCCGUCGAGGUAGUGUGCCUUUGGCAUCGAUGACUGAUGUUGCUGAGCAUAUGGCAAUGGCCCGAGCCGCUGCGACUAAUCGUAAGCGAGGGUACACCAUCAGAAACUAUGAGGAGAUGUGUGCUUCAUCUGGGUUUGUGGCUUUCCCAGUGAGUGGUGAAAGUUUGGUUGCUUAUACAGUUGGCUUAACUAAGAAAGCGCUCAAGUAUGAGACGGUUACCGAUUAUGUUGGGACGAUCAAGCUAGAGUCCCGUCUUCUGUCAGACUAUGAGCUUUCACAAAUGGAGAAUGAAAGAGUAAGGUUGGCACUUCAAGCUUCAAAGCGCCUGUUGAGUAAUCGUUCGACGAAGAGGACCGUUACUUUGGAUAUCGACCAAGUGGGCCUUUUGGCCCACCUGGUUCCCGAGUCGGGACGAGCAAGAAGUACAGUGGCUUACUUGGUCGGCACCAUGGGAUUAAUGCGGUUGAAGGAGGUGGUUUCUUUAAAGUUCUCGGACAUCACUCUCGGUGCCGAUGGUGAUUACGUUGCCAUCAAGAUACGGCACUCGAAAACUGAUCAGAGUGGUGAUGGUGCAACAGUAUAUGUAGGCUGCGUGUCUUUUCCACAUCAUCGUCGGUGCGAAGAGCAUGCUUGUGCUUUACACCGAUUGGUUCGUAUGCUAGCUACCUUGAAAGAUAGUGAGAGAGAGGGACGUUUGUUCGGUGCGACUUAUACUCAACUUAGAAAAGAUAUUAACAGCUUAGUGACUGCAGUGUUUAGUGGAAAGGUAGAUGAAGGUGAUGAAGUUGGUAGGAAGACUUCACAUAGUAUGAGAAGAACCGGUGUACGAUUACUGGUGGAUGCUAAUGUGAGAUUGGAAGCUAUCGCCGACUAUGGCCGUUGGAAGGAUGUAAGGACUGUGCAGAAUAAUUACAUGAGAGACUUCAGUGGCAGAUUGGGACGUGAAAAGAUUUACUCCAGUCGGAUGAUGCAUGCGCAUUAA